UUCAUUGCAGGCAGACAAUGUGGGUUUGUGCUUUUCCUCCAGCCUUGUAUGAUUCAUCCACUGCCAAGUCCAGUCGGAUGCUGCUGAGCCUCAGCCUCUCUGGCUAAUGCAGGCUUACAUUAGCACACUCCUUGAGCCUGCAGCUACACUCAUUUCUUGCAGUGGAGGACGGGGGCUGAGAGGCAGGCCUGCUGUGUGCGUGCACAUGACUGCACAGUGCUGAGGGAGAGCGGGGGCUGCGAUGCUGUGAGAUGAGAGGAGCUGUUAACACAGGAAGCAGUGCAGAGGAAAGGAGAGGAGAGGAGAUCCGGGUGAGUGGCAGGAAGGCAGACGGACAGCAGCAGCAGAGGGGCUGGAUGCUAGCUCAGCACAGUGCUCUGAGCUCAGCCCUGAUUACAAACAGAGCAGACAGGAUUGACAGCCCACUAAGCACCUGGCUGUCUCAAUCACCAUUUGUGGUGAAGUUGACACAGCUGGGCAAGUUGCUAUAGAAGUGCUAGCUACACACUGUCUAUUUUGAUCCUGCUGUCAGAUGAUGAUGUCACCUAUCACAAGUGGCAAUGCUGGGGAAACAGGUUGGCUGAAGUUGGCUGAAGUGGGCUGCAAAAGUAUGUCAGGGGCGGAUAAGGACGAGGAACCUGCUUACAGACUCUACUUCUAUUCUGCAUCUUUUCAGCGCUCAAACAGCCAUGACAAGGUGCGGAAGAUUGUUGCAGAGGAGGGCCGUGCUGCUAGAAAUCUCAUUGCCUGGAGUGUUCCUCUAGAGAACAAAGAGGAGGAAGGGAAGUCCAAAACUCAUACCAACACCCAUUUGAGGAACCAGCGGAUCAACUCUGGUCUGCACAGGAAUAAGAAACAGAAUGCAGGCCUGGACAGCAAGAGUACAGCCGGGGCCUUGCUUGAAAAGGGAGCAGAGAAGAGCCCCUCCAAAGCCAGGCAGCCGCGCAAGGUGGACCUGCGAGCACGAUACUGGGCCUUCCUCUUCGACAAUCUGCGGCGGGCCGUGGACGAGAUCUAUGUCACUUGUGAAUCUGACCAGAGUGUGGUGGAGUGCAAGGAGGUGCUGAUGAUGUUGGACAACUAUGUGCGGGACUUUAAAGCUCUCAUCGACUGGAUCCAGCUGCAGGAGAAGUUAGAGAAAACAGAUGCCCAGAACAGACCCACGUCUUUGGCUUGGGAAGUGCGUAAAAUGUCCCCAGGUCGUCAUGUGUUGCCUAGCCCCUCAUCAGACAGAAUGGUCCCUUCUCCUAGUGCUCGCCGUGCCCUCAACUUUGGUGGUCCUCCUCCGACAUUGGCGGUAGCUCGUCUGUCCCACACGGGCCCCAGCUGGGCUGAGCGGGUCAAGUCCUCCCAGUCUCUCCCUGUCCCCAGCCAGCCCAACACCUGUCCUGUAGAGAAACCAGGUAAGAAGGACUCUGAGGGCUGGGAGACAGUCCAGCGUGGACGUCCUGCUAGACCUCGCUCUGCCAUCAUCGUAGCCAAGGUCAGCCCGGUCCUGGCCCACAUCAGCCCUAAAGACGACAGUAACAAGGAGAACCAGCAGCUCCUUGACAGGUCCUGCCCCCUGGAUAAAGACAAGGGUCACUGUGAACAGCCAAUCCCUGAGGAGCCUGUCCCACUUGAGGAGACGGCAGGAGACUUGGAGAAGGGUAACAUGGAGCCCCCAGCAGACAGUGUGCAAGACUCGGGGCAGUGUGUCGACAUACCCUGUGAGGACACGCCUCCGCCCAUACCAGCCCCAACCCCUUCUCUUACACAAGCCGAAGACCCUACCCCCUCCGCAACCAUAUUCCUACCAGCUCCAGUCCCUUCCUUAGCCCUCCCUCCGUCCCUAGACACGGCCCAGAUGGAUGGGCCCAGUGCUCUGGGGAACAAGGGGGCUGCCGGGGGUGCGUCACAGGGCAUGGCAACAUCUGCUCCAGGACAGGCUGAGACUUCCAUGGCAGCGGUGAAACUGGAGAGUGUGCUGGACCCCACAGAGCUUUCCACUCCCCAGUCCAUGGCAGAGGUCCUCGCUAAGAAGGAGGAGCUGGCUGACCGCCUGGAGAAGGCCAACGAGGAGGCUAUUGCCAGUGCCAUCGCUGAAGAGGAACAGCUGACCAGAGAGAUCCAGGCUGAGAACAAUGACCUAGAGACUGACAACGAGAGUGACUUCUCUGCCAGCAUUGGCAGUGGAGUUGGACUCAACAUGGACUGGAGUGACAUGUUAGCCGAUUAUGACGACUCACCUCUCUCUGCAGCGAGGGAGCCCUGGCGUCAGAGCACCUCCUGGGGGGACAUCGUGGAGGAGGAGCCUUCUAGACCCCCUGGCCAUGGAAUCCACAUGCACGAGAAACUGUCCUCACCAUCUCGUAAAAGAACCAUUGCGGAGUCUAAGAAGAAACAUGAGGAGAAACAGCUGAAGGCCCAGCAGCUCCGAGACAAACUGCGGGAUGAGAAGACCCACAAGCUGCAGAAGCUCCUGGAGAGGGAGAAGGAGGUCAGGAAAUGGAAGGAGGAGUUGUUGGACCAGCGGCGGAGGAUGAUGGAGGAGAAGUUACUCCAUGCAGAGUUCAAGCGGGAGCUGCAGCUCCAGGCCAUAGUGAAGAAGGCUCAGGAGGAGGAGGCCAAGGUGAAUGAGAUAGCAUUCAUCAACACUCUGGAGGCCCAGAACAAGAGGCACGAUGUGCUGGCUAAGCUGAACGAGUACGAGCAGCGCCUCAACGAGCUGCAGGAGGAGAGAGGCAGGAGACAGGAGGAGAAGCAGGCCAGAGACGAGGCUGUACAGGAGCGCAAGCGGGCUCUGGAGGCAGAGAGACAGGCGCGUGUGGAGGAGCUGCUGAUGAGGAGGAAGGAGCAGGAUGCGCGCAUCGAGCAGCAGAAGCAGGAGAAGGAGAGGGCCAGGGAGGAUGCUGCACGAGAGAGGGCCAGAGACCGAGAGGAGCGUCUGGCUGCCCUCAGCGCUGCGCAACAGGAGGCCAUGGAGGAACUGCAGAAGAAAAUCCAGAUGAAGCACGAUGAGAGCAGUCGCAGGCACAUGGAGCAGAUUGAGCAGAGGAAAGAGAAGGCAGCCGAACUCAGCAGUGGCAGACAUGCCAACACUGACUAUGCCCCCAAACUGACACCGUAUGAGCGCACGAAACAGUGCUCCUUGUGCAAUGUUGUGAUCACCACGGAGGUGCACCUGUACAGCCACACCAAGGGCAAGAGGCACCAGCAGGCCGUGAGAGACAGCAGUAGCAUCCAGGGACGGGAGCUCUCCGAUGAGGAAGUGGAGCAUCUUUCCUUAAAGAAGUACAUAGUGGACAUUGUGACGGACAGCACUGUCUCCUCUGAGAGUGUGAAGGACGGAGAGGAGAGGCAGAAGGCACGCAAGAAGGCAAAGAAGCUCCGCGGACGCAUGAACUCCAGGGCAAAGGAGUACGAGACGUCAAUGGAGGCAAAGACACAAGUCCCCGACUCCCCAUACAAGGCCAAGCUCCAGCGUCUGGUGAAGGACUUGGUGAAGCAGCUCCAGGGCCAGGACAGCGGGCAGUGGGCCAACACCAGGGUGUCAGGCCUGGACAGAACCCUGGGAGAGAUCUCCCGCAUCCUGGAGAAGCAGAACAAUGCAGAUCAAGUGGCGUUCCAGGUAGGCGGGGGACUCUCUGCUCUGGAACAGAUUCUGCUGGUAGUCACUGCAGCCUCCACCCCCACCGCAGUCCCACGCAUUCCAAUCAAGUCCCUAUGUGCUGCUGUAAACAUAUACUUUCUGGCAUGCUCUCGCUGCCACCUCAACUGCUCCUACGUUCUCUUCAGCAAUAAGGUAGCCUCCCUCAUGGACCUGCUGCUGCAUCAGCUCACACUGUUCGUCCCAGAUGAAGACAAGUCCAUCUUUGGUCGCAGUGUGAACAAGCAGGUGUUUGAGGGGCUGACCACCGGCCUGCUGCAGACCAGCGCUACCAUCCUGACUUUCAUUCUUCCCUAUGUUCCCGAGUGUGGCCGCGGAGACGCCCCUCGCAUCCUAUCACCAGACACCAAGACCAAGACCUCCCCUAUGGAGCCCUUAAACACCCGGGCCCAUGACCUCAUCAGUUAUGUGGUGAACAUGGGUCUGAUUGACAAGCUGUACAGCUGCUUCCUGUCUGUCCAGGGCCCAGUGGACGAGAGCCCCAAGAUGUCCACCUUCCUCCAUCAGGCUACCGCUCUGCUACACGCCAUGUGUAAGCUGUGCUUCGCUGUGACUGGCCGGUCUCCCAGUAUAUUUGACAACAAGCGUGCAGACCCCACGGGACUGACAGCCCUGCUGCAGUCCACUGACCUGGUGGGUGUGGUACACACUCUGUACUGCAUCCUGCUCCACAGCUCCGCCCUGCCUGAGCCGGAUGCCCAGAGCCCACAGGAGCCCUACGCCCCCGGGGUCAUCCAGGUGGCCCUAACGGGCCUCCGCUUCCUCAACAGCUUUGCCCUGCUCGACCUGUCUGCCUUCCAGACUGUUCUAGGUGCUGAGGGGCUGUCCCUUGCCUUCCGCCACAUAGUGAGCUCCCUGCUGUGGUACUGCUCUCAGCACUCCUCUGAAGAGCUGCUGCAUGAAGUCCUUAUCUGUGUGGGCUACUUCACCGUCAACCACCCUGACAACCAGGUGAUAGUGCAGUCUGGCCGCCAGCCCAGUGUGCUGCAGAAACUGUGUCAGCUGCCCUUCCAGUACUUCAGCCACCCGCGCCUCAUCAAAGUGCUCUUCCCCUCCCUCAUCUCGGCCUGCUACAACAACCCCCAGAACAAGGUCAUCCUACAACAGGAGAUGAGCUGUGUGCUACUGGCCACCUUCAUACAGGACUGUGCCUCAAGCGAGAACCAUCCAGACAACAGAACGCAACAAGCAGACAAAGUGUCUCAGCUGCUGGAUUACUGUGAGCUUUCCAACCGCUUUCCUAGAGACCAGUGGGACUCGGCACUGCAGUUCUUCCUCAAGAAGCAGGAGGACUAGUUCAGAGUUGCACUCCAUCCUCUAACAGGGAUAUACACGUGAAAAACACUACGAAAUAGAUACACACUUCACCCUUCAUUCUACACUACAUACUUUUCCAUUUAGAUUUGAGGUCUGCACAUGGGCUUAUUCGUUAAUGCAGUUUCUUAGCUUUGCCAAAACUCUUGAAAUCCUAGAAUUCAAGGGCUGAAUCCUAACUUGAGAUGUUUGUGUCUAACUCAAAUGUUCAUAUAAGUCAUCCAUCGAUGUCCAUGGGAGAUUGCAGAAAAGUUUGAGUUGGACGUGUGCAUCUUGUGUAUUCUUCCCUGAGUCACGCACAAUAAUGAUGUUCCUUGUCCAAACCUAGUCAUGUUUUUGUGUUGUGUGUCUGUGGAUGACAACGUAGCAGAAAAGAGCAGAGAUAAUCAAAAGCACUCUCAUGAUGAUUAGAUGACAACAUGUUCAUCAAUAAUACUGUACUUCCUGUUAAUUCCUUUAUUAUUUUCAUAUCCGGUUAAGAUGUGAAUGACCUGCCCAGAAUGUUUUUUCCCUACAGUUAUUUUACAGGCGUUGGACAGUUUUGUACUCCAAUAAGUUACAUAGCCUGUUUGUGUUUAUUCUGUACAUUUAGAUUUGCUCUAAGUGGGAGCUGUCCAGUUUUUCAAGUACAAAUGUUUUCCUUGUUCUUGCCUUUGUUGUGAAGCACUUACAAAAUAAUAUAAUUUAUUGAAUAAUUUUCAUUUCUAUCCCAUUAAUAAAUUAUUUAUUAUUAGCA
Molecule: messenger RNA, 5699 nt
Organism: Salmo salar (Atlantic salmon)
Lineage: Eukaryota; Metazoa; Chordata; Actinopteri; Salmoniformes; Salmonidae
Source: RefSeq, a predicted model, not a curated record